GAAAAGGAGCCGGCAGCGGCUUGGUUCCUGCACGGAUGCUGGGGCUGUAAGGCACCGCGCGGUCCGCUGCUUGCGGUUCGCAGGGAGGAGGACAUCAGAGUUCGCCUUCCCUCUGCCGCCGCCGCCGCCGCCGCCAUGAUUCCGGUGUCGCUGGUGGUGGUGGUGGUGGGUGGCUGGACUGCAGUCUACCUGACCGACUUGGUGCUGAAGUCAUCCGUCUAUUUUAAGCAUUCUUAUGAAGACUGGCUGGAAAACAAUGGAUUGAGCAUCUCCCCUUUUCACAUCAGAUGGCAAACUGCUGUUUUCAAUCGUGCUUUUUACAGCUGGGGCCGGCGGAAAGCAAGAAUGCUUUACCAAUGGUUCAAUUUUGGAAUGGUGUUUGGUGUAAUUGCCAUGUUUAGCUCUUUUUUUCUCCUUGGCAAAACACUAAUGCAGACUUUAGCGCAAAUGAUGGCUGACUCUCCGUCGUCUUAUUCUUCUGCCUCUUCCUCUUCAUCCUCAUCCUCUUCUGCUUCCUCUUCCUCAUCCUCUUCCUCCUCGUCGUCUCUUCACAAUGAACAGGUGUUACAAGUUGUGGUUCCCGGUAUAAAUUUGCCAGUCAAUCAACUGACUUAUUUCUUCGCUGCAGUCCUCAUUAGCGGUGUUGUACAUGAAAUUGGACAUGGGAUAGCAGCUAUUAGGGAACAAGUUCGAUUUAAUGGCUUUGGGAUUUUUCUCUUCAUUAUUUACCCUGGAGCAUUUGUUGAUCUGUUCACCACUCAUUUGCAACUUAUAUCACCAGUGCAGCAGCUAAGGAUAUUUUGUGCAGGUAUCUGGCAUAAUUUCGUCCUUGCACUCUUGGGUAUUUUAGUCCUUGUUCUCCUCCCUGUGAUCCUUUUGCCAUUUUACUACACUGGCGUCGGUGUGCUUAUCACGGAAGUCGCGGAGGAUUCACCUGCCAUUGGACCCAGAGGCCUCUUUGUGGGAGACCUUGUUACUCAUCUACAGGACUGUCCUGUUACUAAUGUGCAAGAUUGGAAUGAAUGUCUAGACACCAUUGCCUACGAACCCCAAAUUGGCUAUUGUAUAAGUGCAUCGACUUUACAACAGUUAAGCUUUCCAGUUAGAGCAUACAAACGGCUAGAUGGUUCUACUGAGUGCUGUAACAAUCACAGCCUCACAGAUGUGUGCUUUUCCUACAGAAAUAAUUUUAAUAAACGUUUGCAUACAUGUCUACCUGCCCGGAAAGCAAUUGAAGCCACCCAAGUUUGUAGAACCAAUAAAGAUUGUAAAAAAAGCUCAAGUUCAACUUACUGUAUAAUACCAUCUUUGGAAACUCAUACUCGCUUAAUAAAAGUGAAACAUCCGCCUCAGAUUGAUAUGUUGUAUGUUGGACAUCCACUGCAUCUCCACUACACAGUGAGCAUCACCAGUUUCAUCCCACGUUUCAACUUUCUAAGCAUAGAUCUGCCUGUGGUGUUGGAAACCUUUGUGAAGUACCUGAUUUCUCUCUCUGGAGCUCUGGCUAUUGUUAAUGCAGUGCCCUGCUUCGCUUUGGAUGGCCAGUGGAUUUUAAACUCUUUCCUGGAUGCCACUCUUACCUCAGUGAUUGGAGACAAUGACGUCAAAGACCUGAUAGGAUUUUUCAUUUUGCUUGGUGGCAGUGUCCUUUUGGCUGCCAACGUGACUCUCGGCCUCUGGAUGGUUACGGCACGGUAACAUGUGUCCUCAUCUAACCGAAUCUCUGAGUUACAGUAAGAUCCACCACCACUCAAGACCUUAGUUUGUAUGAAAUAGGAAGUGUUUCCUUAAAAGUACCAGGAUACCCACACACUGUGGCGGGGGAGGAGGCAGAGCAUAGGAAAUGAGGCAUAGUCCCCAACUACAGUCUGGUUUUAAAGACUGCAAAUCCACAUUUCACGUGGAUGUGGAACAUUUUCUAAGUAAGUGCAAAGUCAAUCAUGUAAUAACAUUUUGGGUAACUGCAUAUCAUUGUACAGCCUAAAGGAGAACAGAAUUAGGUGGAAUUAAUUAGGAGAAAAAGUUAUUAGCAAAAGCCUGAUUCAUCACAAUUUGUAGGAGUCCAGGCUGUGGCCAGGUUGAAAUGGUGAGCAUUUUCUUGGCCUAUAUCUCUUCUUCUUUGUCUUGUUUCAAAAAAAACCUUUUUUUUAAUUUCACAGUGUAUCAUUUUGUAUUCUGACAACCGAGGUCUGAUUGUAAUUAAUAAAAUUCUAUAAAGGAAUCUAGUGACAAGAAAGGGAAAAUCUUUCUCAAGUGAUGCCAAAUACAUAAACCCUAAGUAGCAGGGCCUGUGUGUGACAAGAUGCGCUGUCUCUGAGGCAGCAGCAGCCUCGCCCCCCCCCCCCAAGGAGCCACAGCGCUCAUGUGUGCACCUCUCAGCAGAGCCCUGUGUUCCUUCUGACAAAUCCCAGGACCAACCACGAGAUCUUUAGCAGUCCUGCUUUCUAUUUCCCGUAGAGCUUUGAAGCUUGGAACUCUUCCAGGGUAGACAUUUUCUCUUGUGCAAUGAGGCCAUCCGGGGCCUCACUGCCGGCUUCCUGUCUUUAAGAAGCAACACACUUCAGCCCUGAGCCAUACUCUCCUCACCAGCGGCUCCCAUGUUUCUCUGUCAGGUAAUUAGACACUUGGUCCUUGUUUGCCAUCUCUUCCCUAAAGCUACCUCUGUGGGUCCACGUAAGACUUGGUAGUAUAGUGAGAAAGGUUACACACGAGUUCCAGUAUGGAUUGUCCAGAGCCUGGGAAUGAACUCUUGAGCUGGAUAGAGCUACUCCGGGUUCAAGGUUUUCUGUUGUUGAGACACGGCCCUAGGAAACUAGGGAAGUCAACUGCCCAGUGUGAAGCUGUUGGUCUUAGGGUUAGGGUCAGGGUCACAAGUAUGCUGUUUGCUUGAUGAAAA
This is a messenger RNA of Ochotona princeps (American pika), 2896 nucleotides long. RefSeq names its product membrane bound transcription factor peptidase, site 2 (gene MBTPS2). Gene Ontology annotation, cellular component: cytoplasm; membrane. The transcript has 11 exons. Gene Ontology annotation, molecular function: metalloendopeptidase activity; protein binding. The coding region runs from base 136 to 1698 and encodes 520 amino acids. The record is from RefSeq and is a predicted model, not a curated record. Lineage: Eukaryota; Metazoa; Chordata; Mammalia; Lagomorpha; Ochotonidae. Gene Ontology annotation, biological process: membrane protein intracellular domain proteolysis; regulation of response to endoplasmic reticulum stress.